AUGAGGGAACAGGGCCGAGCUAGGAGGUCCUCUGGACCCCGGGAAGCGGGGUGUCGACCCCGGAACACAAGCCCCCCCGGGCUUCGGGAGGCCAGCAGGACCAGGGGGAGCCAAGGGGACAGUAGAGCUGGGGCUGAGAGGCGCCGCCAGGGCUGCAGGACUGGGAGCAGUGGAGUCUGCCAGGCAAGAACAGAGACUGAGGCGGAAACUAAGAUGCACUCGGGACCGACCCCCCCUGGUGGCGUCCCCUCACUUCCUUCUCUGGGAGGUUUCUUCGCCCUACUUGACCUCACCCUGAAACUGAGGGGAAACCCCGUGGUGUGGAGGAUCCACAAAACUGUGGAUCUCUUCCAGUCGGUGAACACAAGGCACUCCAAGCUCAACCCUGGCUCGGACCCCCAAAUAAGCGGUGGAAAUCUGCUGUCUGCUGACAGAGCUACAGGGAAUCUGACAGAGAACGGCAUUGAUGUCACAGAGGCUGCAGUUUACUCUGGAGUGUGCACAGCAGUCUUUAAAGAGGACUAUGGGUUGUAUCAGGAGAAGGUGUACUGCUUUGUGCAUCUGAGCAUCCAGGAGUAUCUCGCUGCUUUAUAUGUGUUUCUGUCAAACUCAUCAGCUGAUCUGCUGAAGACUGCAGUGAAUCAGGCAUUAAAGAGCAAGAAUGGACACUUGGACCUCUACCUCCGCUUCCUCCUGGGCCUCUCAACAGACUCCAGUAACACUCUGUUACAAAGGCUACUGGGCCAGACAAGAACCAGUUCACAUAAGAUUAAGGAAACAACCCAGGUCAUCAAGGAGAAAAUACAGGAGAAUUUAUCUGCAGAAAGGACCAUCAACCUGUUCCACUGUCUGAAUGAACUGGGUGACAAUUCUCUAAUAGAGGAAGUACAAAGAUACCUGAGUUCAGGAAGUCUUUCAGUAGAAAACCUCUCACCUGCACAGUGGUCAGCUCUGGCCUUUGUGUUACUGAUGUCAGAUAAGGAGCUGGAUGUGUUUGAUCUGAAGAUAUACAUCAGAUCAGAUGAAGGUCUUCAGAGGCUGCUGCCUGUGAUCAAGAAAUCUAGGACAGCUCUCCUGAACAGCUGUAAUCUCACAGAGACAUGCUGUGAAGUGUUGGCUUCAGCUCUCAGAUCAAACACUUCUCAGCUGACAGAGCUGGACCUGA
Molecule: messenger RNA, 1165 nt
Organism: Paramormyrops kingsleyae
Lineage: Eukaryota; Metazoa; Chordata; Actinopteri; Osteoglossiformes; Mormyridae
Source: RefSeq, a predicted model, not a curated record